Messenger RNA from Sipha flava (yellow sugarcane aphid), 638 nucleotides. RefSeq lists its product as uncharacterized. The coding region runs from base 146 to 574 and encodes 142 amino acids. The record is from RefSeq and is a predicted model, not a curated record. The transcript has 3 exons. Lineage: Eukaryota; Metazoa; Arthropoda; Insecta; Hemiptera; Aphididae.
UAAUAAUUAAAAAUAUAGUUGCUCUCCAAGUUCCAAUUCGUUUCGUUUGAAAAAAUUAAUUUUACGGGUUAUUUUUUAAAUAAUUCGCAAUGUCCUGGCAAAUCUCUUAACUAUUUCGUAUACCCGUAUUCCAAUUUAUACCAAAAUGACUGAUGACUUAUCUCGUGCUGAAGCAGCUCAACGGCGACAAGAACGCUGGGAGCAUCACAUGCACGGUCUUUGCAUACUUGACAAUCAUUUGAAUGUUGAGAUGGAAAUAGCCUCUCAUCAAUCGACUGUGUUAAACCAUCUAGUUGAUCAGGCCAACAGGGUUAAAGAUUUGUGGCUUGAGUUUCAACGUAAAUCCGAUAACGGAUGUGUUUUAGAAGAUACUGCUGUACAAAUGGCCAUUGAACAGCACGGCCUACAGAGUCAUAAUUUCCAUCAACCGCAAUUGCAAAAUAUAAGAAUUAUGUCUCAACCUUUGAAUAAACCUUCAGACAUAGACUGUGAAGAUGUAUUCAACCAAGCUGUAAAUGCAGCAAUUGUUGCUAAUGGAUUGAUGACAGCUUCUCAACAAGAUAAUUAUAUGUAAUAUUUUUAUCGAAACUUAUAUCAUCAUAAGGGACAUUACUUUAAAAAAAAAAAAAAAAAAAAAA